CCGUGCACUAAUCUUCCAUCUCGAAUUGCGAAAAGUAUCCCGCAUCAAACGUCCGCUACGCCCCGCCACAACACCAAAGUCCAUUCGACAUUGCGACUACGAUGUCCACUCCGAGUAGAUGCUUGGCCACGGCCGCUAAGAACUUCAAAAGCUCACCCAUUGCGACCGUCCCGCAACGAGCCUUUGCUUCGAGCACAACGAAUGCGCUGGCAUAUUCACGGAAUGCCACCACGCCGAAAACCACAUGUCUGAGGGAAUUGCAAAGGAUACAGACCAGCGCGGGGAAGACUGCGGGCAGCUUGGGCGAGCAGGCACGAACGUUCUCACAAUCGGCAUCGCGAAGCAAGCUCAAGACAAUUGACCAGAUUCGAGCACGGAACAAGGGCGGGCCAUUCAACCUCACAGCCGCCAUCCUCUUCAUCGCAGCUGGCGGAGGACUAUGGGCCUAUUUCACGUACGAGAAGGAGCGCCUGGCACGGAAGCGGAUAGCAGAGCAGACCAAAGGCAUAGGCAAGCCCAAAGUUGGUGGACCAUUCCAGCUAGUAGAUCAAAACGGGAAUCCAUUCAGCAACGAGGACAUGCUCGGGAAAUACUCAUUAGUCUACUUCGGCUUCACCCACUGCCCGGACAUUUGCCCCGACGAACUCGACAAGAUGGCCCUCAUGUACGACAAGGUCGUCGCGGAAUGCGGCAACGUCCUCCUACCCAUCAUGAUUACAUGCGAUCCCGCGCGCGACAACCCCAAAGUACUGAAGGAAUACCUAGCCGAGUUCCACCCGGACUUUAUUGGUUUGACGGGCGACUACGAGCAAAUCAAGAGCACGUGCAAGGCGUACAGGGUGUACUUUAGCACACCGAAUAACGUCAAGCCUGGACAAGACUAUCUGGUCGAUCACAGCAUCUACUUUUAUCUCAUGGAUCCAGAAGGCGACUUCGUCGAAGCUAUCGGCCGCAACUUUACAGCUGACCAAGCUGCCAAGGUUAUUUCUGAUCACAUCAAGGAUUGGGAGAAGCCGCUUAAGAAGGAGACGCGGUGGGAGUAAGAUGGCAUUUUUUUGGUGUAAAGACAGGGUGGUCAAAGUGUGAGGCAAGGAUAGGAAGAUGACAGUGUAUGAAUACAAUGGCAGCAAACUUGUACUAUACGAUAGCGAGCUAUGUAUAUUACUGUACAAAAAUGUAUAAGAAGAAUGUUUCUGGGCAGAUGCUCAUA
Molecule: messenger RNA, 1210 nt
Organism: Bipolaris sorokiniana ND90Pr
Lineage: Eukaryota; Fungi; Ascomycota; Dothideomycetes; Pleosporales; Pleosporaceae
Exons: 4
Coding region: 102-1043 (313 amino acids)
Biological process (GO): intracellular copper ion homeostasis; mitochondrial respiratory chain complex IV assembly
Cellular component (GO): mitochondrial inner membrane
Molecular function (GO): copper ion binding; copper chaperone activity
Source: RefSeq, a predicted model, not a curated record